UUAAAGACCGGACGUCCGCUGUCGAUAUCAUGAAGCCAAACUCACUCAUUCUCUCACUUCUGGUUGACUGACAUAUACCAAACCUCACAAUGUCAAAACUACCAUCUGCCACUCGAACUCUUGUUGCACCAAAGAAGUGUCUCCCAGCAGAGUACACGGUCAUAGAGCAGCCUAUACCCAAAAUCACCAAGCCAAAUCAGCUUCUUCUGCGUAUGAAAGCCGUUGCCAUCAAUACUGGUGAAACAGGGUUUGCAGCUGGGCAGUUUGACUUGCUCUACAAGGCCUCCUUUCCGAUCCUUUUUGGAAUCGAAGGGUCCGGCGUAGUUGUAGAGAUUGGUUCUGAGAUCACAGAGUUCAAGGUCGGAGAUGCAGUCUACGGCAUGGAGUUUGAGAAACCUCAUCUCUCUAGACCCCCUGCAGCCUGGGCCUCGACAUAUGCCCUGACAGAGCCACAGUUCCUCCACAAGAAACCGGAUCAUGUUUCUUUUGAAGAAGCAGCUGCUGUCCCAGCUCUCGCAGUAACUGCGUAUCAGGGUAUCAAGCGAGGACUGCAGCUUCAAGGGAGGGAUAGUCUCGCAGGACAGACUGUUUACAUACCCGCUGCUCUCAGUGCAUCUGGCAACACGGCCAUCCAGAUCGCGCGGAACUAUUUCGGUGCUGAGAAGAUCAUUUCAACAGUCUCGACGCCAAAGAUGGGCUUGGUCGAAGAAUAUCUCCCCGGAAUGGUCACUCAGCUGUACGACUACAAGACCCAAGACAUCGUGCAGCUCAUCGGCCGCGGCACCGUCGACUUUGCAAUAAGCACCCAAUUCUCCACCCUCAACGAAAGCAUCUCCGUGCUCAAAACCGACGGCAUCCUCAUGAGCAUCGCCAGCAUCCCCAAAAGUGAAGUCAUGUCAGAAAUGCUCGGUCCCAAGUUCCCCACAUGGCUUGGCUGGGUCCUUGAUUUCUUGCAGAUCUGGUACACGUGGAAGCUGCGCGGUACAAGGAUUCAGUAUGAGUUCAUAUCGGGACAUCCAGGGCUUCGAGGGGACAUGGAGGUUGUGGCGGAUAUGGUGGCUAAGGGGAUGGUCAAGGCUGUUCACACAGCGGUGGACAUGGAUGAUUUGGAGGAGGUGAGGAAGGGCUGUGAGAAGACUUUGAAGAGUAAGGGGGGUAUUGGGAAGUUUGUGGUUCGUCCUUAGGGCGGAGGAUUUCAAGUUUUAUGGUCUCAGGAGGAUUGCUAAAGACAUCAUUUGAAAGUAUCGAUUCUGUGUGAUUUUUCGUCUUUAGUCUAUCUCUGGUUCAGUAUCGUGCUUAAUACUGUUCUUCAAAUGGUUAUUAUAGACUCUCUUAUAUAGCUGGUCAAAGUGAAAUCUGUAACUUCAGAAGCGUAGGAUUAUAGUCUAAAAUGAACUAAGUUAUCUAAAAAAUAUAGAAGAAUAAUAGAUCAAAUAUGCCUA
Molecule: messenger RNA, 1442 nt
Organism: Fusarium verticillioides 7600
Lineage: Eukaryota; Fungi; Ascomycota; Sordariomycetes; Hypocreales; Nectriaceae
Exons: 2
Coding region: 90-1184 (364 amino acids)
Molecular function (GO): oxidoreductase activity
Source: RefSeq, a predicted model, not a curated record